AUGAGGCUGAGGCAUGUUAGUCGUAUUCGUAUACAGAGAGUUCCAUACUCGAAGCGAAUCCGUAUGUUCACACUCUGCGACGAAUUAGAAAGAUGCGUGGCACAGCUUUGCUGGGAGAAUAUGGAGAAGGAAAACAAAGGGAGAAUACUUGGUGCAACACACCCACACAGUGUUCGUGCGCAGUCCAUAUUGAGAAACAUAGUUCAAGGAAUGCACACUGGUUUAGAGCUUAAACAUGACUGCAGUGUUUCAGGGUAUGGAUCGGAAGGCACUUUACUUGUAUCAAAGGUACACAAGGAGGAGAGCCAAACGAGGCCUAAGACAUCUAUCAUAAAAUUUGGGACUAUGCAUUUGGAAGGAUUGAAUUGGCAAGUGGUGGCGGUGGAUUCUUCUGAAAAAAAUGCUGCGUACCUCUCCAACGGAAAGAUUGUUAUUUCUACAGGGUUGCUUGACAUUCACAAUUCAGAUGCAGAGAUAGCAGCCGUUCUAGGACAUGAGGUUGGGCAUGGUGUGGCAAGCCAUAGAACCGGAUUAUGCACGGCUUGUGGAAUAGUAUGGCAGUUAUCUCGCGGGCUACUCGCAAUGAUAGCAAAAGGAGUAUUUUUGUACCUAUCACGGAGGAGGGAAAUUGAAGCAGAUUACAUUGGAUUAAUGUUAAUGGCUUCAGCUGGGUAUGACCCUCAAGUUGCGCCAAAACAUUGGGAGAGGCUUGGUCAUUCUGGAGAGUAUUUGUCAUCAACUCACCCAUCUGGACCAAAGAGAGCUAGGUUGGUAAACAAAGUGAUGGGAACAGCACUGGAAAUAUACAAGGGAGUGAUGUCCGGACACGGGGUGAAGUGCUUUGUUUGA
Molecule: messenger RNA, 849 nt
Organism: Cornus florida
Lineage: Eukaryota; Viridiplantae; Streptophyta; Magnoliopsida; Cornales; Cornaceae
Product: mitochondrial metalloendopeptidase OMA1-like
Exons: 3
Coding region: 1-849 (282 amino acids)
Cellular component (GO): membrane
Molecular function (GO): metalloendopeptidase activity
Source: RefSeq, a predicted model, not a curated record